CUGUGCACUGUCACUUAUUCAGCUCGGGGUUCUCCAGGAGACAAUAACCUGUGAUACUGCUGAGAGAGAGAGUGUGUGUGUGUGUGUGUGCAUCAUGGAUGUUCUUGUGCCCUCCAUGCUAGGGGAUCCACACCUAAUGGCUGAGCCGGAGAUCCAGAUCUUCGAGCAGCCCAAGCAGAGGGGGAUGCGCUUCAGGUACAAGUGUGAGGGUCGCUCAGCCGGAAGCAUCCCCGGGGAGAAGAGCUCGGACAACAACAGGACCUACCCGAGUCUGCAGAUCCUGAAUUACUGCGGUAAAGGGAAAGUGCGCGUCUACUUGGUGACCAAGAACGAGCCUUACCGACCACAUCCGCACGACCUGGUGGGGAAAGACUGCAAAGACGGAUUCUACGAGGCUGAGUUUGGUCCAGACCGCAGAGUGAUCGCUUUCCAGAAUCUGGGUAUCCAGUGUGUGAGAAGGAGGGAAGUGAAAGAUGCAAUCGUACAGAGGAUCACCAGAGGGAUCAACCCCUUCAACGUGCCACGUGAGCAGCUGCUGCAGACGGAGGAGUACGACUUAAACGUGGUCCGUCUGUGCAUCCAGGUUAUCCUGCAGGACGAGAACGGCCACUACACCCGCCCGCUCAACCCCAUUGUCACCAACCCCAUCUACGACAACAGGGCCCCAAACACAGCUGAGCUGAGGAUCUGUCGGGUCAACAGGAACAGUGGCAGCGUCAAGGGAGGGGAUGAAAUCUUCUUGCUGUGUGACAAAGUACAGAAAGAUGACAUUGAGGUGCGAUUCUUCUCCUCCGACGGCUGGGAGGCCAAAGGUUCCUUCUCCCAGGCCGACGUUCAUCGCCAAGUAGCCAUCGUCUUCAAGACUCCUUCUUACUAUAACACCUCCAUAAUAGAGUCGGUCACUGUGCACAUGCAGUUGCGCCGACCUUCCGAUCAGGAAGUCAGUGAACCGAUGGAUUUCAGAUAUCUGCCCGACGACAAAGAUCCUUACGGCUACAAUGAGAAGAAGCGCAAGAGAGAGAACUUGAUGAGGAUACCAGGAUUGUCUGGUGGUGCUUUUGCUUGCCUGGCUAUGAACAGGCCAAAAGCAGUGUCACAGAGCACCAUGAAUCACAUGCGGAAAGACCUCAGCAACAUGUACCUGAGGCAACAGCCCACACCUACGAUGCAGCAACAACCUGCUGUGUUCAACCAGUCCUACCAGCCAGGCCCACAAAAUGUGAUGAUGACGUCACAGGCUCCUAAUUCAUGGGCAAAUCCCAACCCAGCACUCUCAAUGGAAACAGUCACCAUAAACCCGUCUGGUGCCAUGAGCAAUCUGUCACGUCCUAAUAGCAGGCAACAGCAGCCAAACCGUGGAACCGGUUACCCCCAGAGAGUGGAGCCCAACAACUUCGACAGUAACAUCCUUCCUCAGCUCUCCAUUAGGGACUUGCAGUGCUUGGAUACAGUCACCCAGGUCCCAGGAAUGAGCCAGUCAGAGUCCCAGCCGCUCUUCCACAUGCAGCACCAAAGGGAGGAGCUCGCCUCUGACACCCGGGCCCAGAACCAUCUUGGCAACCAGAACCAGGGUCUCCAGACUGCGUGGCCCAAUUUCAAUAACCUCAAUCCAAUCCAGAACAACUUUAACGGGUCGGUACCUGGAGGCGGAGGGGGGUCACAAGGGCUGAACUCUUUCCCCUUCCUAGAGGGAAUAAAUGAAGAUGAAGCUUUUGUGAAGGGUCUGGUGGGAAUGUCUCAGACUGGCUUCCAGCUGAAGCAGGAGCCCCAGAUCACAGUGGGACAAGAGAGCCAUGCUCCCCUCAUGCAAUCCCCAAGGGAAAACCAAGGAAAUACUUACAUCAACUUGCUUCCUCGUCCAAUGAGCAAUGGCACCAACAUGGAUCCAAUGAGACAAGAUGCUAGCGGCAACACCCAGGCUCUUAAAAACCUGCAAAAUCCCUACUCAAACAACGGCAUGGCCUCCGACAACCACUUUACAACCUUGGCUGACUGGAUCAAAGCAACUCGGCAAAGUGACUAAAAGAAGUAAAGUUUUUGGUAGCAAGAAAAAAGCAGAAGCAGCUCCGAAGGAACGCUUUGGUCUUGUUUAGCCUUGCAAAGCCAGGAAAUUAUCACCCCUUCUGGCCCAGUAAGGGUCAGUGGGCAUUUGCUUGGGCUAUAACAUUAGUGUACCUUAGCCAAUUGGAUAGAUAGCCGGACAAAAGGCAUUGUUUCUAGACGGUUCGCUUGAUUACAGACUAGUUCCUUCUUUAGCUAAUACAUCACCAAGAAUGAUUCCUUGGCCUGAUUGGCCCAGUGUGCCAUUGGUCUUUGGUAUUAAUCUAGAAAGAAGUUUCUCCUGAAAAUGAUCAAUCCAAUUUGAUUUCUUGAUCAAUUUGACACAAGAAAUAGACAAUGCAGUUUCAGAACCAUUAAUUUCAAGAGCCCCAGUGUAACCCCGACCUUUAAACUGAGGUAUUGUAAGUUGCAUCGACGUUCUGAACACCUGUUUCCAGUUGCAGGUGUUAUGGAACUCGGGGGAUAUCCCCCAUGAUUAGACAGUAAAACUGAGCUCACCUGUGUUCAACUGGCUUCUGCAAGGCUAAGAUGUGUAUGUGGUUCCCAAGCCGAAGUUGAUUUCCGAAAAAGUGAAUGUACUACUUUCUUUCUUUGUCUUUCUCAGGUGAAGUUGGAUUCACUGUCAACAUACUGUAUAGUAAUCAAUGUUUUUAUAAGUUGUUUGAUCUUAAAAAAAACAAGGGUAAAUGGAUUUUACGCAUUUUUGAAAGUACAGCAGAAAAAAAAUUUGCUUUUUAUGACUUUUUAUGACUUUUUAUUGCUAUGUAAACCAUUCCUUCACAUACUGUUUUAUUGAUUUAUUGAUUAGUUUAUUAAGUGCACUCUGUACAUACAUGUUAGCCAUAGUUGAGAGUGAAAGCAACAACCACGCUGAAACACUCAAGAACUGGCAAGGUACUGAAAUUUCCAUUGAGGAAGUGGGAGGAAGCACAUUCAGUGUUGUCUUUCCUUUGUAAUGACUAUGUCAUACCAGUGAUCACAUGUGUUAUUCAGAGUUCUCAGAGUAUUUGUACCAGAUGUUUUUAUAGAGAGAGAUGGAAAUGUUGUGUUUUAUUCAUUCAGCUGAGGCUCUUACCUUCACAGAGCGUCUUGCUCGAGGACACGUGGCUGAUAAUGAACAAACACCGGCUCUUUGUGCCAUCUCUGGCCUAGCCCAUCCCUUUGAUUUUUUACUUGUAUGCCUUUCAAAGCUUUGUGGUUUUAAAUGAAAUUAAAUAUUUUGAUGACUAAUGUGUAAGAUUUGCUAUUUUUGGAUUUUUCUAAAGGAUCAGUUCUUAAUAAACAGACUCUGUCUUAUUCCACA
Messenger RNA from Morone saxatilis (striped sea-bass), 3364 nucleotides. It is a transcript of the gene rel, whose product is annotated as v-rel avian reticuloendotheliosis viral oncogene homolog. The record is from RefSeq and is a predicted model, not a curated record. Gene Ontology annotation, cellular component: cytoplasm. Bases 95 to 2023 code for a protein of 642 amino acids. Gene Ontology annotation, molecular function: RNA polymerase II cis-regulatory region sequence-specific DNA binding; DNA-binding transcription factor activity, RNA polymerase II-specific. Lineage: Eukaryota; Metazoa; Chordata; Actinopteri; Moronidae. Gene Ontology annotation, biological process: canonical NF-kappaB signal transduction; cellular response to stress; response to cytokine. The transcript has 11 exons.